CUGAAAGAAUCAGGAAUAUUCAGUCGGCUCAGGUUUUCCAUUCUGGAUUUGAAGAAAUCGUUGUUCCUUUGAGCAGUUUUACUGACCCUGGAUCAGUUUUUGGUGUAGAAAUCAGUAUUUUAAUCCAUCAGUGAUCAAGAUCAGUGCUGCGGCAAUGCAUCAGUUUAUUUUGGUCAUAUUUUCACUGCUAGUCUUUACUGGGCUGCAGGUGAGCGUUGAGUCCACAGAAAUUCGUUCUGAGCAGAGCACCAACAGAUGUUACGUAUUGGAGCAGACUGUGUCAAAUGGAGGAGGAUGGGGGACGUGGGGUCACACUGAAAUGUGUCCAACUGGAACAUUCGCCGCAGGGUUUAGUCUAAGGGUGGAAGAUCAUGUUGGUGAAGGGGAUGAUACUGCACUCAACGGGAUUCGCCUUCACUGUGUUAGCAUAUUACGCAUGGAACACACUCACGCCUCAGUUCAGUCAGACGCAGGCGGCUACUUAUUAUCAGAAAAUAAAGCCUGAGAUCUGAUCAGGACCUCAACACAAAGCAGAGGCCGACUGUACAUCAUCUAAAGAACAGGCACAUUUCCAAAAACUUGAAUUCAAGCAUCAAAGCAUGAGAAGAGUCUUUACAAUAAAUAAUUUAAUGAUUUCUGUAAACCCACUGAAUAUCAAAAUAAAAAAUGCAUUAAAUGAAAA
This is a messenger RNA of Labeo rohita (rohu), 682 nucleotides long. RefSeq names its product vitelline membrane outer layer protein 1 homolog. The transcript is spliced from 3 exons. The record is from RefSeq and is a predicted model, not a curated record. Lineage: Eukaryota; Metazoa; Chordata; Actinopteri; Cypriniformes; Cyprinidae. Bases 155 to 505 code for a protein of 116 amino acids.